Cokeromyces recurvatus is the source of this 802-nucleotide messenger RNA. RefSeq lists its product as uncharacterized. Bases 200 to 634 code for a protein of 144 amino acids. The transcript has a single exon. Lineage: Eukaryota; Fungi; Mucoromycota; Mucoromycetes; Mucorales; Mucoraceae. The record is from RefSeq and is a predicted model, not a curated record.
AAUAAUUUGGAGUUUAACAAAAAAGGUGUGGAGAAAAUUCGAAAAACAAUUGGUCCAUUUUAAAUUAUACUUUGACUUAAUCGAGAAAUUAUUUUGGUUACUUCUGAAGUUAAGCUAUUCUUACAUGUGACAUUUAGUAUAAUUCUUCUUUCAUCUCUGGAAAUAAAAUUAUACUCUAUUGUGUUACACAUUAAACAGAAUGAGCAAAAACACUUUCUAUUAUGAAGAUGGACUAGAGAAAAUCUUUAACGAGAAUGGAGAGAGAGUUGUAGAUCCAAUGGAGGAUGUAUUGACAGAUAUCAUCGAUCCGAACAUAGUUCUCGCCACAUUAACGAGCCAAGCUGCUUAUUUGGCUGCUAAACCAGAGGAUAUCAAGGUUACCAAAAUGAAAGAUGUACCUGCUAAUAAGGUCAAAUUAGCGAAAUCACCCACUAACAGUACUUACAGAAACUAUGACGACCGCACGAGAGAGAAAUUUAUUGAACGAAUGAUCAAAGGUCCCGUCAAAAGAGGAAGAGUGUCAGCAGUUGCAAGAGACUUAGGAAUAACACUUACUACUGCUAAUCGUUGGCGGAAACUUUAUCAAAAGACAGACGACGUUCCGUAUAAGAAAUCAGAGAAAAAUGUUGGCUGAUCUCGUACUUUUACUGAGGAACACGAGGAAUACAUUCAAGAAAUAGUGGAGAAAAAUCCAUAAUUGUGUGCUGCUGAUAUUAUUGACUCGUUGACUUCCAAAUUCGAAGGCUUUUCAAUUUCCAAAUACCAAAUGAAUCAUCACUUGAAAAACAAUAUGUUCAUCACC